AGCUGCCUCUGUGCCAGCUCCGAGUGGGGAUCCCAAGGCUUCUUUGAGGAUGGAGGAAGCCCAUGGACAGUGGGCAAUGUUAAUGGACCCAACGAUGACUCUGAAUAAUGUCACCAUGCGCCAGGGCACUGUGGGCAUGCAGCCACAGCAGCAGCGCUGGAGCAUCCCGGCCGAUGGCAGGCAUCUCAUGGUCCAGAAAGAGCCCCAUCAGUAUAACCACCGCCACCGCCAUUCUGCCACCCCUGAGGACCACUGCCGCCGGAGCUGGUCCUCCGACUCCACAGACUCAGUCAUCUCCUCCGAGUCGGGGAACACCUACUACCGGGUGGUGCUCAUAGGGGAGCAGGGGGUGGGCAAGUCCACCCUGGCCAACAUCUUCGCGGGCGUACAUGACAGCAUGGACAGCGACUGCGAGGUGCUGGGAGAAGAUACGUAUGAGCGAACCCUGAUUGUUGACGGGGAAAGUGCAACAGUUAUACUCCUGGAUAUGUGGGAAAAUAAGGGGGAGAAUGAGUGGCUGCAAGACCACUGCAUGCAAGUCGGGGAUGCCUACCUGAUUGUCUACUCCAUCACAGACCGAGCGAGCUUCGAGAAGGCAUCUGAGCUGCGAAUCCAGCUCCGCAGGGCCCGGCAGACAGAGGACAUUCCUAUCAUUCUGGUUGGCAACAAAAGUGACUUAGUGCGGUGCCGAGAAGUAUCUGUGUCAGAAGGGAGAGCGUGCGCUGUGGUGUUCGACUGCAAGUUCAUUGAGACCUCGGCCGCUGUCCAGCACAACGUGAAGGAAUUGUUUGAGGGCAUCGUGCGGCAGGUGCGCCUUCGGCGGGACAGCAAGGACAAGAUCGAGCGGCGGCUGGCCUACCAGAAAAGGAGGGAGAGCAUCCCCAGGAGAGCCAGGCGCUUCUGGGGCAAGAUCGUGGCCAGAAACAACAAGAAUAUGGCCUUCAAGCUCAAGUCCAAAUCUUGCCAUGACCUCUCUGUGCUCUAGGCACCCACAGUCACCCAGAUGUCCCCCUGAUGGAUGUCACUGAAGGCUGUUGAGACCAAUAAUCUAUAUUAGAUUGGCAACUUAAGUAUUGCUGGAUGUGGCUUCUCCCAUUGCACGGGAACUAGUGUGUUAGCCUCAUGGGCAAUUUGGAGCAUGGGAAGUGAAAGAGCUUUGUAAAGAGUCAGUAUUUAUUUACAGGAAAAGCCUGGCCUUGCUCCUUGAACACCCAGGACUCAUUAGAGGACAUGUGUGGUGUUCACAUGUGUUUCUUCUCUCCUUUGGGUAGUAGAGAAUUGAAGCUUACAAACAAAUGCCUAGGACAGGAUCUUUUCAUCAUUAAACUUUUCCCCAGUGUUCUCAUAUGUGAAUUUGAGGCUAAUGGGUCAUAAACAAAUAUAGGAAAGCUGUCAAAGGGUUUAUUAAAAGGAGGGAAAACUUUCUAUGUACCUUAUACCUACAGAGCUAGAUUUGUAGAACUGGGCACAUCAUGAUCAUGAACAUUAUUACGCCAUCAAACUGUGAAAAGAAAUGAUGGACCUUGCUGGAAACUAAAGCUUAGCAAACAAUUUUUGUUCAGUGCCCCCAGAGGUCUGUAGUAUUGAGAACUGAUACAUGUACCACUUGUAGCUUCAAAGAUUAUAUCUUAUAUGUCUUACAGUUUUUUAUUUAGGGGAAAAUUAUUUUCGUCAAAUUCUACUGAGUCAAACGACCUUUUAUGUUCAUUAUUUUUGCAACCAUAGAGCCAUCAUAAAAAUAUUUUUAAAAAUCCAAAUUGUUGAUAACCUGGAGUGCCAAAUGCCAAAUUUUAAAAUAUGAUCAAAGGUCUGAAUUUUUAUAAAACACAUAAAAACUUCCAGUACUUUGGGUUGACCCUUGUAUGCCACAGCUCUGCUCUAUUUAUUAUUAUUUUGCAAAAUAACCAUUUUAACAUUUGAUAAAGCAUAUUUAUGAACAUAUUUCUUAAUAAAAAUGUCCAUUUUAUUACCGUUUUCUAUCUUUUUCAAAAUAUGCAAGUUUUUACCUAUAUGUCUUAUAAUAAAAGAAAUAAAAUCUUUG
Messenger RNA from Galeopterus variegatus (Sunda flying lemur), 2041 nucleotides. RefSeq names its product GTP binding protein overexpressed in skeletal muscle (gene GEM). The transcript is spliced from 5 exons. Gene Ontology annotation, biological process: negative regulation of high voltage-gated calcium channel activity. The record is from RefSeq and is a predicted model, not a curated record. NCBI's taxonomy places the organism in Eukaryota, Metazoa, Chordata, Mammalia, Dermoptera, Cynocephalidae. Gene Ontology annotation, molecular function: GTPase activity; calcium channel regulator activity; GTP binding. Bases 50 to 985 code for a protein of 311 amino acids. Gene Ontology annotation, cellular component: plasma membrane.